Closterium sp. NIES-67 is the source of this 1918-nucleotide messenger RNA. NCBI's taxonomy places the organism in Eukaryota, Viridiplantae, Streptophyta, Zygnematophyceae, Desmidiales, Closteriaceae. The record is from the annotation of a GenBank genome assembly.
CAUCAUAGCUGCCUUGGCCCCCUUCACCUGCCUCAGUGCGUGCAACGCGCGUCGUCCGCCUGCGUGUGCCGCGCCCGUCUUGCCACUCCCCAUGGCGACACCGCCCACCUGCUCGUGUCUCCCGUCAUCCGCCACCGCCACUCCUCUCCUCCUUCCCCACGCCGCCGAUAUCACCCCGCGCUCCUUGCGCGGUACCCGCCUACCCGCUGCAGUCGCUUCCCCGGCCGCUGCCUCGGCUCGCCGCAGCGCGGUAGUCCGCGCGUCGCUCGCUCUCCCUCAAGGCGUGUUCCAGCCGCUGGCCGUUGCGUUCCAGCGGGGGCCAUGGGGCGCGUCGGCGGCGGAGACGGCGGAAGAGGCGGCGCUGGUGGCGGCAGUGGGGGCGGCGAAGGGGCGGGGGAGAGAGGUGACGGACGAGCAGAGGCAGGCCAUUCAGAGGGCCGUGGAGACGCUUGAGGCCACGCAAGGCGUGAGGGGGCCGACCCAGUCGCCGCUGCUGGAGGGCACGUGGGAGCUACUGUACACCACACGCCCGGGCACCGCCUCGCCCAUCCAGAGGGCGUUCGUGGGCGUGGAUGCGUUCAAGGUGUUCCAGCAGAUAUCCCUGCAGCCCAGCAACGCGCGCGUCAACAACAUUGUGGUCUUUGGGGACUCCAUCGGCCGCCUCAAAGUCGAGGCGGCAGCGUCAGUUGCGUCGCCAUCGCGCGUGGCAUUCCGCUUUGACCGCGCGGCGUUCCAGCUGGCGUUCUGGCCGUACCGCGUGCCGUACCCCGUGCCCUUCCGCUUGCUGGGCGACGAGGCCAAGGGCUGGCUCGACACCACCUACCUCUCGCGCUCCGGUGCCCUCCGCAUCUCCAAGGGCAACAAGGGCACCACGUUUGUGCUGCGGCGCUUUGUGACGCCACAGGAGCGGCUGCUGCAGGCCAUCCAGCGCAGGCAGGCGGGCGUGGAGCAGCUGCUGGCGCCUGUGGCGGCUGUGAACCCCACGCACCGCCCUGCCUCGUCGGACCUGCUGCCCGGGCGCUGGCGCCUGCUGUGGUCCUCGCAGUCCAGUGAGGCCAACAGGGUGCAGCGCCUCACAGCAGGGCUUGCCAAGAACUUCCAGGUGGUGAGCGAGGACGGCAGUCGGCUGGAGAAUGUGGUGGAGCUGCUGCCAGCAGUGCUGCUCAGAGCAGCCGCAGAGGCAUAUGCGGUGGGUCCUGCGCGCACGGAGGUGUACAUCGAUGAGACGACGCUGGAGGUCGGCCCACUCAAGUUCAACCUGCCCAUCACCGGGGAGGGGUACAUUGACCAGCUGUACCUUGAUGAGACACUACGGGUCAGCCGUGGCAAUGCAGGCAGCCUUUUUGUUCACGUUAGGGACUCUUAGUUGAAAGCAUCUAGUCAGGACCUCAGAUUCGUUCGAAGGCCUGACAGAUCCAUCCAUCCCCCCCCCCCCCCCCAAACCUAAGGCUGUGGUGUCCGAGAUCUCAGACAGGGUUUGUCAGGGUUACCCCAAAAACAAAUCGCUAAAUAGCCAGACAUAGUGUCUCUAGGAAAUAACUUUAAAUGAUGGGGUGCCAAUAACCGAAUAGGUAAGAAAUAUUUCAGAAGUGCUAGAAGAUGUCAGACGUAGCUCAAAGAUUUCCAGUGGUGGUGGUUAGGGCCAGGAGGAGCUCAAGCCAUAUGUAAUCUUCAUGCGCAAGGCGCUCCCGAAGAUUAAAGUCCCGCCAGGUCAGUGCAGAGGACCACGUGAAGGACUGGAUUAUGACGGUCCUCGUCCCCUUUCUGAAGCGACUUCCUGCGCGCCGUGCCGUGGCGGGCGGCAGAAGACUCUCAUUGUCCUCAACUCCUACAAAGGCCAUCUGAUGGAGGGGAUGGCGGCGUUGAUGCUGUCAAACAUGUGUAUUUGUCAUGUUUGUAUAGACUGUAUAGAGUCACC